Messenger RNA from Patiria miniata (bat star), 3487 nucleotides. RefSeq names its product FERM domain-containing protein 6-like. The record is from RefSeq and is a predicted model, not a curated record. NCBI's taxonomy places the organism in Eukaryota, Metazoa, Echinodermata, Asteroidea, Valvatida, Asterinidae. The transcript is spliced from 14 exons. Gene Ontology annotation, cellular component: cytoplasmic side of apical plasma membrane; cytoskeleton. The coding region runs from base 686 to 2950 and encodes 754 amino acids. Gene Ontology annotation, biological process: positive regulation of hippo signaling.
GGCCAUGGAAUUAGAUACCUACGUGUGUAUGCUGUAUUUUCAAUCCAGAAGCACACACACUGGUAGCAACAAUAGUGUUGUUGACUAGCGAACACCUUACACGGAAUCCCUUGAGCUUGAUGAGUUAUAUUUUUUCACAACAAUCCUUUUCUUUGGCGUUUCUCUAACCGCUUACCCCAUGUGCCUUAUUUUCCAGGAACCAGUUGGACCUAAAAAUGCACUUGUACUUUACAUGUGAGAGUAUUGUGGAUGACCUUGGUAGUACUGCUGGUUGUGUUUCACAACUGCAAGAUUCUAAUUGACGGAAUAAGCUGUGUGAUCAUGGUGUGAUGCUCUUUGCAAGGCAACCAAGUAAUGGAGGUUGAGAGUUUCCGCUAAACCAGGAUUAUACGUGCGAUUAUUCUUGGAAUUUAUACCUACCUGCCCAUCGCUGAUUUGACUGUGAAACCGGUGAAACCAAGACAAAGAAUUGAAUGGUUGGUCUGCAUUGUCAAAAUUAAGAUUCUCUCAGAUGAGUAGCAUGAAUCCAUUUUGUUUGUGAAGGAUGAGGAUGAGAUUCUGUGAUCAGAUCUGACGAUGAAGAAACCUAAAACGGACUGCAGCGUUGGAGACAGCUAAAGUUUGGCCGCUUUCUGCGAGCCCUCGCUCCUUCGUGGAAACGUGAAAUUGAAAACAUUCCGUGGGGAUGCCCAGCAAAACAGGCAGUGGGACGACCCUAUCGUCCAACCCUGGACGGAAAUAUGUCAACAUCAUCCUUUUGAACGAGGAAGAAGUUCCUUUAGUAGUUGAGCCCAAAACCAAAGUCCAGGAUAUCUUUGAUCAAGUUUGUCUGCUGGUUGGCGUAAAGGAAACUCAGUUCUUCUGGCUGUCCGUCCUCCGAGAUGGGGAGCAGGAGUUUCUAGACCAGAAGAGCAAGAUCUCCAAAUACGCCCCGAAAGGAUGGAAAACUGAAUCACCUAAGGUCACAGACAAAUCAGGCCGCCCCAUCUUUAAUGUCUACUUCAGAGUGCAAUUAUACGUGGAGCAUGUUUCCCUUAUCAAAGAGGACAUUACGAGGCAGAACUACUACUUACAAUUGAAGCAGAAUGUGUUAUCCGCACCAGUAUUAUGCCACGAGGAUGCCACGUUUAUUCUGGCUUCCUACGCCUUGCAAGCUGACCUUGGCAAUUACGCUGAGGACACGCAUAGAUUGCAGUAUUUCGAGCCCCGCAAGUACUUUCCGGAAUGGGUGAUCAAGAGGAGAGGGGAGGCCUACAUUCUGAAGCAUGUCCCGGCAAUGCACAGGGACCAGCGCGCGACGACCCGCGUGAACGCACAGAGAGCCUACAUCCGAGAAGCAUCCAACACUAUUGAACACGUCAUGCACUUCUACCGUCUCAAAAAGACAAAAACGGAACUGACGCCUUCAAUUUGGUUGGGAAUUUCCACCAGAGGAAUUCAGUUGUAUGAGGAUUCUGGUGAGGGAAAGUACUUGUUGUGUGAGUACACCUGGGGUAUCAUCAAGAGGCUAGUCUUACAGAAAAAGAAGUUUGAGCUGCAUGUGGAGGGUGCAGAUGGCAGGAAGAUCACAUACUACACACACAGUGAAGCCAAGUCGAAGCAUCUCCUCCGACUGUGUAAACUCACCCAUACCUUCCAGAUGCAGACCCAACCUAUGGUGGACACGGCUAAGAAGCGGGAGAGUGCAGCUGAGAAAAGCAAAUACCGGGAGUCGUACAUCAGCGGGGACACGUCAUGGUCCGACCUAGACAGCUCAAUGACGACGACGUCGUUUGGUGAAAUCUCAACGGCCAAGCUGGAACUGCAGCGGCAGUCGGUCGUCAGUAACGUGAGCUCCGUCACAACGUCAGGCAUUGUGUCAGACGAGAGGUCACCGCUUGAGAAAAGCCUGAGCGAAGUUGAGGAUGAGUUCCUGUUUAAUCCUUCCAAUCCGCACGACUCGGCGCUCGGAUCGUCCGCAUCGCAGCCUUUGGGACUGGCUGAGUCUCACCACUCUAGUUUGUCCUCGGGACUUGGAGAGAGAGGCCAGGCUAUAAACAAGCAGCACGGUGGUCAAUUAAGCAACCGAUGUUCAGCAGCAGUGUCGGAGACGUCCAGUCAUCGCAGUGGCCCUGAACCAACCCCAGCAUUUGUAGGGGUCUGGAGUGACCAACAGCCGACGGAGGCACCAAGGAGCUCGUCCUCUGCCGGUCAUUCCAACAGGCAGAGCAGGAACAGCGAGCUGGGAUGGCUGUCGGACGACGAAGCCAAGCGAGAGGCUAGCAGCCAAUCGUCGGGCUCCCGGCCAACCUCCAGGCACCUGACCCUGAUUGACACUCAGAUGAUCCAGGCUGAGAUUGCCAGCAAGGACGUCCCGACUCCACUGCUGAGUGCCCUCUGCAACGACCGCUCCCUGCUGAUGAUGCAACAGCAGCAGAUGAUGCAAGGGGACGAAGAUGAGGAUGAAGACGACGACGACGAAACCACAACUCAGGAUCAGAGUCGCUUUGGAGAUCUGGAGUCCUGCCGGACCCCCAGCAGUCAGAGCUCAAUGCAUGAGGUCCGGGCGAGUCAGGACCUGAACAUGUCCGUCACCACCCUGGUCAGUCACAGCUCCAUUGAUUCGGACAUGCAUGGAUCCAUCGUGGAGCAUCACCACGCCAACUCCUCCAGCCUCGUUGCAUCCCCUGUCCGAGAGGACUACUCCUCGGGCCUGCUGACCAAGCACCAGACUCUUAACACGCUGAACGACCUCACAGACCCAAGACGCUACGACUCGCGGUUACCGUUCGGUGAGGGUGGUAGCGACGGGAGGAUCAAGUGUCAAACUUUGCCCAUUAAGAUGAACGCUAGUGAGCAAAUGCUUAAAAUGGGUAGGGAUCCGGUCAUCAAGGAAGAAUGUGUCUCCUUAUCAGCACCUAAUUUGUCACCAGGUGCCGAUCAAAACGAGAUCCCCAUUUUGCUGUCUUGACAGUGACAUUUGGUCAUUUCCUUGACGGGAGAUUUGCAGGAUUUAAAAAACAAAAAAAAUGUAAUGCUAAUUUUAUUUUGAAUCUACUAAUAAUUUGUUUCAGAGACGCUCAUCCCUGGAGAAAAAAAACCACAUGCUGUAGAAUCUGAACACAGAUGUUAAUCCAAAUGUCACAGUGUCUCUGGAUGUGACAGUCUGGGGAUGAACUACUUGAAAGAUUUGCCUCAUUCAAAUCAUACUUCUCUUCCUUAUCUUGAACCUUACCCAAAGCAGCUAUCCUAAAGAACAGUGCUUUUGUUCCAUUAGAAUAACCAUGCUUAGAAUUUUUUUUGUUCAUUCGUUGUUAUAAGGCCGAUUCGGACUUCUUGCAAAUUUGUAAAGAGUAUUCCGCAGUGAAAUAUGCCACACUUGAAAUGUGUUCAACUUUUGCAAAAAUCGCUUUGAGCAAUUCUUCAAUGAUGUCACGAUUUCAUGUUUGCGUUGGCUUGCACUUUAAACAUGAACUGGCCGUUACUAAAUUCAAGUGGCAAAAAAAAA